AUGUUAUAUCUCCUUAUUCCCGGGCCCACCUCUCUUGGAAAUGACAUUAAUGUUUAUCUUCAACAAUUGUUUCAAGAACUCAAAGAUUUUUGGGAGUAUGGGUUGGACACCUAUGAUGCGGAGAAACGUCAAAAAUUUAAGAUGCAUGCAGCUUUACAAUCAACGACCAGUGACUUUCCAGGUUAUGUUAUGUUAUCGGGUAGGAGCACCAAAGGGAAGUUUGCAUGCCCUUAUUGUCACUACGAGACUGAUCAUCAUCACUUGAGUAAUAGUAACAAAUCCUGUUAUUGGGCUCAUCGUCGAUGGUUAGAUGAAAAUCAUUCUUGGCGGCAUGAUAUGGUGUCUUUUAAUGGGGAAAAGGAAGAGAGGAUAGCUCCAGAUCCUUUAACAGAGGAUCAAAUUUCAAGCUUGUUAGAAAACUGGGAAAACAAGUUUGGAAAGUUACAACCAAAGAAGAAAUAUGUAGAUUGUCCUUGGAGAAAGUCCUUUGUCUUCCACACUUUGCCUUAUUGGAAAGAUUACAUACCUGGAAAGUCAAAAGAUCAUCAUAAGGCUCGUUUAGAUCUGGAAGAAAUGGGUAUAAGGGGAGAACUACAUCCUGUGGAUGCAGAUGACGAGCGAUAUGUUUUGUUGCCCAAAGCUUCAUUCUCAAUGAUGAAGGAAGAGAAAAGCAUAUUUUGUAGUGUUUUGAAGAAGGCAAAGCUUCCCCAAGGUUGUGCAUCAAAUAUUGCAAGGUAUUUGAAUGCUAGUGUAAAGAAGCGAUCUAAGUGGUUUAACAAAAGUCAAGAGAAAACUGAUGAAAUUGAUGAAGAAUCACCUUUAUUCCCUAAGGCAGGUUAUCCUCUUGGGAGGAAAAAUAAAGGGAAGAAGAAAGGGAAGGCAUACACUCUUGAUUCAGACACAAUGGCUCUAGCACAUCGUUAUGUGUUGUUUAAUUGUCAAGAUGACCAAGUUGAGAAUUACAUCAAGGAACAUGAAGAGUUUAUGAAGAAGAAGUCUAGAGACAAACGAAACAGAAGAUGGAAAGAGGCACAAGAGCAUAGCAAUGAAUUUAUGGUUUGGUUUAGAGAAAAGGUUGUGGUGGACAAUGUCCCGGAUCAUAUUAAGUGGCUAUCAAAAGGUCCUUCUACUAUUGCAAGGAGCUUCGCAAGUAGCAAGGAUAACAAUCAUGUUCUUGGUAAUGUCACAUAUUAUGGGGCUAUAAAAUCGAUAAUUGAGGUCGAUUAUUGGAGUGCAUUUAGUGUUGUGUUGUUUGAGUGUGAUUGGUUCCAUGUGGAAGUAGAUGAUUAUGGACUCACUCGGGUUAACUUUAAGAAAUUGUGUUCUAAAGAUGAUCCUUUUGUCUUGGCAUCACAAGUGCAUCAAGUGUUCUACACUCAAGACGGCCUUGAAGAAGAUUGGCAUUAUGUGCACAGAAAUUUGCCAAGAGACUUUUUUUAUGCCGAGGGGCAAUCUGAACACACAUAUAUGAAUGAAGUUCGUGAACCCGCAGAGGAUGUAAUUCCGGCUACAGAUAAUGAUGUACACCAAAGUUGGUGUAGAGAAGUUGCUUAUGACAAAGUUGAGGUGCCUGUUGGCCGUGAAAUGAGAGAUCAUAAUCACGAAGAAAGUUCCGAUAUAGAUGACACUGAUUGGGAUUGGAUGGAAACGUCAAAGUGA
Messenger RNA from Chenopodium quinoa (quinoa), 1659 nucleotides. RefSeq lists its product as uncharacterized. The transcript has 5 exons. The record is from RefSeq and is a predicted model, not a curated record. The coding region runs from base 1 to 1659 and encodes 552 amino acids. Lineage: Eukaryota; Viridiplantae; Streptophyta; Magnoliopsida; Caryophyllales; Amaranthaceae.